GCAGAGACCGGUCCUUUGUCCGAUCCUUGCCAGAGCUGCGGGCAGGACCUGCGGCGCCGUGAGAUGAAUUGGUGAGGCAGGAAAGUAGAGACCACGAACGGGACUUCGGAUCUUCAUCACCCACUCCCGCUACCCCGGCGAGUUGAUUGGCCCGCAUCUUUUCGACGUACUUGCGGUCGCGUAUCCGUUCCUUCUCGUCCAUACGCUCCGAGAUGAUCUGCUCCCGUUCAAAUUCGGGCUUCCCGAGUAGCCUGUGCGUGUGUGCGUUGAGACCGCAGGGGGACCACCACGACCAUGCAUACUCACUCCGCGCGGUCCUGCUCGUCGACGUAUUUUCCUUCCAGGGGGUACAGCUCGGAGUCACCCUCCGUAUCCUCUUCUUCCUCACUCUCCGGUUCGUCGUCCGAACUGCGCAAGACCGGCCGUCAAUGCCGCUGGGGAGAGCGGGAUGCGGGCCGACUCACUCGGCAACCUUCCGCUUCUUCAGGCCUUUCUUGCUCUUCCCGCCCGGCGCCGACCCGUCGCGGCUCCUCUUCCGCUUCGAAGAGCCAUCGACGAGUUCCAGCAGCUCGUCGUCGAAAUCCAUGGGGUGGUUGUGGAAGUCAGGUCGGCGACAGUUUGUUUGCUGCUGCUUGAUUCAAAUAUCGGUUAGCACAGUUCGCGCCAUGACAUUUGAACCGCGCGAAGGGAGUCCUGGACCAUUCAGUGUGGUAUAGGGGUCUCUUCUAUUGCUAGUGUCUUCACAAUUGUCGAGCGGUGGCCCUGGGGCCUUCGACAGGAUCACGAAACUAAUAGUUUGAAAACUGGGAUGAAAUGUGGCUCUCUCAGGUGGCCACCAGAUCAAUAGUACGGCUGCGCAUAUGUCGCAAGCACACUUUCAUAUGGCUCCUUCGAGAUGGAUCCAGAGCAAUAAACAAGUCGCGCAGUUUCUAGAGACUUCCAUAUUGGGCGAGAUAUAACUUGUCCAUGACGCUGUUCUUCUUUCUCCACCCUCUCGUCUUUGACGAUGUUCGGCUGCUGCGUCGCUGGCCGUCUCCUUCAGACGAACUUACAACAAGUCGAUGAAACGCGUGCCUAUUUCGAGCUGCCCGCCGCCAGCUCAAUCAACCACAUCUGCGUGUUUCUGCUCGGGACCAUCCCAUUUCCAGAAGGUUAUGGGUGUACGGUCCACUUUUUCUGGCCGGGGAAGGGAUUUCAGGUCCUCGGGAUGCUGUCAAACGAGAAACCAUCCGCCAUCUUCCGACUCCGCGGCACCUUCACCGCCCAGUCCGCCAGCUCAAGCCACUCCGCCUUCUCAGAUGCAGCAGGCGGAGCGCCCGACGCCGCCGCCCAAGUCACGGCGAUCCUCGGCCUGGCAAUCGAACCCCUCGCCGACAUCGCGGCGCAGAUGUCUUCUAUGAGUGGUGCAGUUGCCCGGCCGGAGCCGACGCGGGAUCCGACGGUCUUGGCGGAGCGCAUCGUGAAGCACCUCUUCAACUACGUGUCCGGGUUCACAGGCGGGAACGCGGUCUCACCUGAUGUGCCGGUGCCGAUGGGGCUCAUCGUCAAGUGGUAUGAGAGCUUCAUGGCGAAGGUGAAGAAUGGCGGGAUCGGUUUCUUAGAUCGGACGGAGUGAGGG
Mycena citricolor is the source of this 1618-nucleotide messenger RNA. The record is from the annotation of a GenBank genome assembly. NCBI's taxonomy places the organism in Eukaryota, Fungi, Basidiomycota, Agaricomycetes, Agaricales, Mycenaceae.